ACUAAACGAACAAAAUAACUAAAAAUGGUUAUACAGCGCAGUUGGAAGAUUCUAAGCGAUGCGGCGAGCACAGCGAGCAACAACAUCAGCAGCGAUGCACAGCAACGUUCACCUGCAGCAUUGCAGAACAAUUCCUCAUCGGACGACUCCGAUUGCUCCAAUCAGACAACACACUCCAUGGACACGCGUGUCGCCAGUCCCAUGAAACACACCGAAACUGAGCCAACGACAACAGAGACGACUGUACUCAAUGGAACGGAUGCCACACUGAAGUAUGUAACCACCCCAGAUAUGGCAGAGACCAUGCUGCAGCGCAUACGACAACGCUACAAUGGCGUGCACAACUUGGAAAGCGGCGGCAGCGCCGAGUCGGCAAUGCGAGCUCUGGAGUUGUUGCGCAUCAGCGUGCAACAGGCUUUCGAUACGGAAGUCAAUGACAUAAUCAAGCGUUAUAUGAACAACUACUUCAAGCCCGCAUUUGGAAACAUUAAAGAGAAUCUCGGACAGCAUGCGGUCAAUGAGGAAACGUUGCAAAAGAUGUCCUCGUGUGCUCUGUUGGAGAAUGCCAAAGCGCAGUAUACGAAUUUUGUGUUACGCCAGCCGCGUCCUAUUGGCGCAACAGCAACUGUUGCUGGCGAGCAGCAGCGUUUGGCGCUCAAGCGACCCGCAAAGGCUCAUGAAUAUAACAAUAGCAAAAUGUUUGUCAACAAUGUGGGCUAUGCCGUAGCUGCAGGCAAGCCCAUGCCAGUGCCUGCUCAGCAGCAGCAGCAACAACAGCAACAGCAACAGCAACCACAAUUGCAGCUGCAACAGCAGCAACAGCAGCAGCUACAGCUGCAAUUGCAACAGCAACAACAGCAACAUUUGCAGCAGCAGCAGUCGCAAUCAUUACAAUUACAACGCACGCCUCUUAUUAGUGGACCUUUGCCCACGCCAGUGCGUCGUCAAAUCUUCUGGAACACCGCACAAAUCAAUACGAACACCAAAUUUGUGCUGGACGUGCAGGCAAAUCUCGCCUUUGGCUUUAGCAUUGAUGGCAAGGAGCUGGGCGGCGCCCGUUUGGCCAGCAAACAUCCAGAGAUUAUACGCUAUCUGCCCGACGCUGAGGAUCGGGAAUGGUUAGCUGCUCGGGGCAUUAUAGCCGCCGAGAAUCGCAGUUCACGCUUCUUGUUUCUUAUUUACGACGAGGUCUGCCGGCUGCAGCAAACUCAUGAGCUCUAUCGGCACAAGACCAACAUCGAUCUCAGCAUGAUGCUCACGUUCAAUGUGACGGAGACAAUGAUACAGAAAAUGAAACUUUUCUUUGUGGAUUUGAAUAUCAAGAGUCGCGGCUUGAUUACCAAUUCAUUUAUAGUGGCCAGCAAUCAGCAGCAACAGCAGCAGCAGCAACAACAAUUGCAGCAACAACAGCAACAAGCGUUGACUGGCAACAAUAGUCACUUGCGCAACGCGCUGCUACAAGGCGCGCCCGUUCAGCCGCAGCUGACAACGCCCAGUGGGGAGGACACUAAGGAUCUGGGCUCCACACCAGCUGCCACGCCCUGUUUGCAGGGCACCGUCGUGGGCAGCAGCACCACCAAAGGCAAACUAAUUGCCAGCAGCUCAGCGCUUAGCUCCUCGCAUGCCACGCUCACAGCGCUGCUCAAUCAAAGCGGAGCUGCCAACAAUUCAACGCCCAACAGCAACAAAUUUCGCAACUAAUCUGCUUCGAUUUGCAGCAAUGAAAAUAAUCAAUAACUUAAGUUAUAUAUUUCUAGUUGUAGCUACUAUUUUCGUCACGCUAUCAUAUCGCAUUAAUUGGAACC
Drosophila hydei is the source of this 1805-nucleotide messenger RNA. Its product is annotated as SUN domain-containing protein 2. The transcript has 3 exons. Lineage: Eukaryota; Metazoa; Arthropoda; Insecta; Diptera; Drosophilidae. The record is from RefSeq and is a predicted model, not a curated record. Gene Ontology annotation, cellular component: nucleus. Gene Ontology annotation, molecular function: DNA binding; nucleosome binding. The coding region runs from base 25 to 1701 and encodes 558 amino acids.